This is a messenger RNA of Penaeus monodon (black tiger shrimp), 840 nucleotides long. RefSeq names its product zinc finger protein 271-like. The transcript has 6 exons. Lineage: Eukaryota; Metazoa; Arthropoda; Malacostraca; Decapoda; Penaeidae. Gene Ontology annotation, molecular function: RNA polymerase II cis-regulatory region sequence-specific DNA binding; DNA-binding transcription factor activity, RNA polymerase II-specific. Gene Ontology annotation, biological process: regulation of transcription by RNA polymerase II. Bases 1 to 840 code for a protein of 279 amino acids. The record is from RefSeq and is a predicted model, not a curated record.
AUGGGUAAUGGGAAUGAGGGUGAAAAUGGAAGUGAAAUCCGGGCAGCGAACAGAAGGUCCGCUGGCCAUUUAGUGGUAUUAGACUCACAAAUAAGGGACCAGGAGAGCUCGGAAAAUCAUAAUUUUCUGGUGAUGAUGAGUUUCCUUGGUGAUGGGAUGCGUAUGGCCCCACUCACGGGCAAGGAAAUAGUCGGCAUUGGAGUCGGCGUCAAAGAAGAGCUCAGCGAAGAUGUCGCCGAAGAUACAUGCCUGGAAAUUAAAGAGGAACCACUUGAUUAUGGAGAUGAAACAGGAAAUGACUCGUGUAACUUGGUUCAGGAUGGUAAUGAUAUGUCAAAAGUGCCCUUUGGGGUUAAGGAGUGUGGGAAGACGUGUUCAUCAGAUGGGGUUCAAGUGAUGUAUGAGGAAAGUUUGAAGGAGGAACCACAACUAAAAGUGGAAUCCACAAGGAAAUGUUUUGCAUAUGAGAAACCCUUCAGCUAUGAACUUUACAACAAGUCCAUCUCACAGAAGCAUAAUCUGGUGAAGAACAUGAGAGUGCAUACAAAGAAGAAAACAUAUAGCUGUGACACUUGCAGUAAGAAAUUAUCUGAGAGAAGUUAUCUCGUAAAGCACAUUAGAGUACAUACAAAUGAGAAGCCAUACAUCUGUGAAAUUUGGAACAAUACCUUCUUAUUGAAAAGUCAUCUGGUGAGGCACAUGAGAAAACAUACAAAGGAGAAGCCAUACAGUUGUGAAAUUUGUAACAAAGACUUCUCAAGGAAAUCUAAUGUAGCAAUUCAUAUGAGAAGGUGGUCAAGUAAGCCACAUGAGACUUCAUACACAGGAGAAUCCAUAUAG